This is a messenger RNA of Pestalotiopsis fici W106-1, 621 nucleotides long. RefSeq lists its product as uncharacterized. NCBI's taxonomy places the organism in Eukaryota, Fungi, Ascomycota, Sordariomycetes, Amphisphaeriales, Sporocadaceae. The record is from RefSeq and is a predicted model, not a curated record. Gene Ontology annotation, biological process: retrograde transport, endosome to Golgi; intracellular protein transport. The coding region runs from base 1 to 621 and encodes 206 amino acids. Gene Ontology annotation, cellular component: retromer complex; endosome. The transcript has 2 exons.
AUGGCGUUCCUAAUCCUCGUGAUAGGGGAUAUGCACAUCCCCGACAGGGCGCUCGACAUACCGCCCAAGUUCAAGAAGCUGCUCUCGCCCGGAAAGAUUGGCCAGACACUGUGCCUGGGCAACCUGACGGACAAGCCGACGUACGAGAUGCUGCGCGCGAUCGCGCCGGACCUGAAGAUCGUCAAGGGCCGCAUGGACGUGGAGGCAACCUCGCUGCCGCUGUCACAGGUGGUGACGCACGGCUCGCUGCGCAUCGGCUUCGUCGAGGGCUUCACACUCGUCUCCACCGAGCCCGACGUGCUGCUGGCCGAGGCCAACCGCCUCGACGUUGACGUCCUCUGCUGGGGCGGCACCCACCGCUUCGACGCCUUUGAGUACAUGGACAAGUUCUUUGUCAACCCCGGCAGCGCCACUGGCGCCUACACCACCGGCUGGCUCGGCCCCAAAGAUGGCAAGGACGGUGAGGAGGAGAUCAACCCAAGCUUCUGCCUCAUGGACGUCCAGGGCAUCAGCUUGACCCUCUACGUCUACCAGCUUCGCAAGGAUGCCAAUGGUGUGGAAAAUGUUGCGGUGGAGAAGGUCACAUACACAAAGCCUGUCGAGCCUGCUUCCAGCUCGUAG